Cloeon dipterum is the source of this 2202-nucleotide messenger RNA. RefSeq names its product zinc finger protein 431-like. Gene Ontology annotation, biological process: regulation of transcription by RNA polymerase II. Lineage: Eukaryota; Metazoa; Arthropoda; Insecta; Ephemeroptera; Baetidae. Gene Ontology annotation, molecular function: DNA-binding transcription factor activity, RNA polymerase II-specific; RNA polymerase II transcription regulatory region sequence-specific DNA binding. The record is from RefSeq and is a predicted model, not a curated record. The coding region runs from base 1 to 1938 and encodes 645 amino acids. Gene Ontology annotation, cellular component: nucleus. The transcript is spliced from 3 exons.
AUGGGGAGCCAAAUAAGGAGUCAAAACAUGCAGCCGACAGGAGUCAAAGAAGGAAAACCUCCGAUUCAAAAGCCGCUGUGCAGACUGUGCGAGUGUCCGACGUCGGACGGCCACGUCCUCGCGUCGCAGGUGGACAGGUUCAAGCUGAGGAAAUGGGCCAUGAAGGUCUUGGAGCUGACAGCAACAGAUGAAAAUUUGCCGAUGUUGAUCGGAGAGGACCAUUUGAUCUGCUAUUUUUGCAUCUGGAAGGCAGAGUUUGAUGAUGAGGGUGGAGAUGAUUCUGUUGCUUGGUGGCCGAAAAACCUUGAUUUGGAAGAAAACGCAAAGGUGCUUCGGGAUAAUUUUUCAGCUGGAGAAGUGGUACAGUGUUGGGUGCAGUUGGAAGAAAUUGAACUGCCCGAAUAUGAAAAGGAAAUCCCUAAAAAGAGGAAGCCCGGCAAUAAACAUUGUAUAUACUGCGGCAUCGAUUACAAGAACCUGAUGGAUCACGUCAAACUGAGGCACAGCGAAGCCAUCAAAUGCGGAUUUUUUGGCUGCACCACAUAUUUUCACACCGAGGAGGAAAAAGAGCAGCACAUGCAGCAGGAUAUCUACGCGAAACACUUCACACGAAGGGAAAGCAGGAAAAUUCUUUGCAAAUUUUGUACGGAAAUCACAUUUUUAUCCACAUUGGAUAUUUGGAGGACGCACAUGACUCGCUUCCAUCCGGAAUUCUCAGUGCGGUGCUUGCACUUCGGCUGCGAAGAGUACUUCAAAUCCAAGUCCGAAUUGAUCGUCCAUAUCAACUCGUGGCACAAACGAGGCUUAAAUCAAGAUCAUUUGCAGUGCAAGCAUUGCGAGUACUACACAACAAAUCAUAAAAAUUUGAGACGGCACGAACAGUUGAUGCACAAGCCAAAGAUCUUCAAAUGCGACACUUGCGACGCCAAAUUCGGCUCGAAAUGGAUAUUGAAUACGCACUGCAAGCUUCGUCACACGUUUGAAAAGUGCGAAUCGUGUGGCCAGGACGUGACUCUCGGGGCUAUAGCAGUCCACAGAAAGCCAUCGGUUUGCUCCAAAUGCAAACUGAGUUUCGAGUGCUCGGGUUUAUAUAAAUUACACAAGAAAACGAGGUGCCUAGAAACGAUCCAUAGAUGCGCAGUGUGUACACAAGUAUACGCGACGGCUUGGAGAUUGAAAUUCCACGCGAGUAGAGUUCACGUCACAAAAGCCACCAAGGCUAUCAGAAUCGAGAUUUUUCGCUGCCACCAUUGCGACUAUUCUACCUCUACUAAAAAAAACUUGCAGUUGCACAUCCAACUGACACAUUUUCCCCAGAGGCUGAAGUGUGAAAUAUGCAACACAUCGUUUGCCUCGGAAUAUUUUCUCGAGCUUCACGAGCAGAAUUUGCACGAAUACGUUCAUUGCUCCGAGUGCAGGCAGGAGAUGCUGCGUCAUGACGUGAUUAAUCACCAGAAGAUCAAGUCUUGCCGCCGCUGCAAGUGCAAGUUCAGGUGUUCACGUUCGUAUCAGUUGCAUUGGGAGAGCUGCAAACAAACGCCAUUUACUUGCAAAGAGUGUGCAGAAUCGUUCCCCUCGAAUUGGAAGUUGAAUCGCCACGUGAAAAAGGUUCACACCAAAACCGAGGUUUUCGUCUUCUGCGCCCAUUGCGACUAUUCAACAUUACGCAAGAGUCGCUUUUUGGAACACUUGAAACGCAGACAUUUUCCGAAGACCAUCAAGUGCAGAAAGUGCAACACAUAUUAUGCUUCUAAACAUUUUCUCAAGCGUCACAAUAACAGCUUCCAUGAAUUUGUGCAUUGCGCAGAAUGUGCGCAGGAGGUAGGCCGUCACGCCAUGUAUGGACAUCGGACCGUCAAGACUUGCCGCCGCUGCAAGUGCAAGUUCAAGUGCUCAGGACUUCUUGAAGAGCAUAAGAAGAGCUGCCAGAAAAAAUGAACAUGUGUUUUGUCUAGAUAUUUUGUGUAAAAUUAUACAAAUUGAAAUUUAAAAAAAAGGAGUGCGCACAUCAUUUCUCAGUUUUCAAAGAUUUUUAUUCUUUAUUGUGACGGAUGUCAGUAAAUUAACGGUUGAAUUAAAUGUCUGUGUUCUUAUAUAAUUCAAGAAUUACAUUGAUGUAUAAAUUCGUAUUGGUUGCCGUGAAAUAAAAUAAGUUAUAUAAUUAAAUGUUCAGCUGCAUGUAUUCCGAAAAAUUCUUGUGUG